This is a messenger RNA of Daldinia decipiens, 2247 nucleotides long. Its product is annotated as putative MFS quinate transporter. The record is from RefSeq and is a predicted model, not a curated record. Gene Ontology annotation, cellular component: membrane. Lineage: Eukaryota; Fungi; Ascomycota; Sordariomycetes; Xylariales; Hypoxylaceae. The transcript is spliced from 4 exons. The coding region runs from base 455 to 2134 and encodes 559 amino acids. Gene Ontology annotation, biological process: transmembrane transport; carbohydrate transport. Gene Ontology annotation, molecular function: carbohydrate:proton symporter activity.
CCCAUAUCUCGCUCGCUGGAUCCUUACAUAGUAGCACCGAGAGUGAGGAGAAGCCAAACGCGGGGUCCCCAUGGCGUACCUACAUACAUACUUACAUAGUAGUAGGUAUAUUUGUACCAGGAUCAUAGGUGAUUCUUGGCUUUGGUUACACAUAGCACGGGGCAUAUAGCAUGGAGCACAUAGACAUAGCAUGGGGGUGGUUACAUAGGUAGUGCUUUUCCCUCUUUGCUAUUUGGAAUUUGGAGAAGAGGUCACGCUGGAUGCGACGUGCCCCGUGCGGAGCGUGUCGCUCAAAGUCGGCGUAAGAUAAUAGUCGAGUAACUAAUGAAAGAGGAGCUACGCUUACCUAUAUAAGCUGGGCGAUCUCCUGACGAGAAGAGAAGUAGUUGUCUGUCUCGUAGUAGUAGCCGCCAGCUCCCGUAGAGUCUAGUGUUCCUCAAUAGACUACAUAAAAAUGGCUGGAGGCGUCAAGAAACCCGUCAAUAUCUUCAAAUUGAAGGACUUGGGAGAGCCCAAGAACGUCUUCAAUUGGCGACUAUGGUUCGCCGUCAUCUCCUUUGGUCUCCUUGGCGCAGCCCGGGGGGUUGACGAGGGUCUUAUCUCGGGCGCGUUCAAUUCCAAGGAUUUUCAGAGGACAAUCAACUAUGAUUCAUAUAGCGAUAUCGAGAAGACUAAUAUCAAGGCCAAUGUAUCCUCCAUGGUCCAGCUUGGCUCUGUUGGCGGAGCUUUAUUCGCCUUCGUCAUUUGCGAUCGCAUCGGUAGGAUAUGGGCUACGCGCCAGCUUUGCGUCUUGUGGAUUUUGGGUAUUGCAAUCUUUAUGGGCAAUGGUGGCAGUCUUGGAGCUGUUUACGCUGGACGAUUCAUCGCAGGUCUUGGAGUUGGCCAGACCCCUGUUGUUGGUCCUAUUUAUAUUGCCGAGAUUGCGCCAGCCUCCAUCCGUGGCCUGUGUACUUGUAUCUUUACGGGUUUCGUGUAUGUAGGCAUUGUCCUCGCUUACUUCACCAACUACGGCGCCCAGGUUAACUUAGGUGAUUCCACUCACGUCCGAUGGCUCGCACCAACAAGUCUGCAUAUCAUUUUUUCUGGUCUCAUUUUCAUCUUGACGUUCUUCCAGUAUGAAUCGCCGCGUUUCCUCAUCAAGAAAGGAAAGCAUGACGAAGCUACUGAGACCAUGGCUCACAUCCGCCACCUGGCAGUAGAUCACCCCUAUGUUCUUUCGGAGAUACACGCCAUUAGGACCGCGCACGAGGAAGAACUUGAAGCUACCAUGGGAUCUAACUGGUACGGAGUGUUGAAGGAGAUGUUUUUAAUUCCUAGCAACCUCUACCGCCUGUAUCUCAGUGCCAUGGUUCAGUUUCUGUCUCAAUGGUCCGGAGCUGGGUCUAUCACCUUAUACGCGCCCGACCUUUUCAAAAUCCUCGGCAUUAGUGGCCAGAAUGAGUCGCUGCUGGUCACUGGUGUAUUCGGCAUCGUCAAAUUCGUGUCGGCCGUCAUAUGUGCUUUGUUUCUUGUCGACGUCAUCGGACGCAAGCGUGCCCUGCUCAUUGGGAUCACAUUACAGGCAAUUGCCAUGAUUUAUGUAGCCGGGUUUCUAACGGCGGUCCCGGAGCUGGGAGUAGAUGAGAGUUAUGUGUUGCCAGAAGCUGAAGCAAGUGCCAGCCGUGGCGCUAUCGCCAUGAUCUAUAUAUCGGGAUGCGGCUGGGCGCUUGGAUGGAACUCGAUGCAAUACCUCCUGACGGCCGAGCUGUUCCCUUUGCGCAUCCGUGCCCUUUCUACUUCUAUCGUCAUGACGCUACAUUUCGCAAACCAAUACGGCAACUCGCGCGCUGUGCCUAAUAUGCUACUACCCACAGCCCAAGGAGGUAUCUCACCCAUGGGUACAUUCUGGUCCUUCGCGGCGAUUACCAUUCUUGGCGGUCUAUGGGUCUGGUUUUUCGUCCCCGAGACGAGUGGCCGUUCACUGGAAAGCAUGGAUCGUCUGUUUGAACUGCCAUGGUACAGAAUCGGGCUUCGCGGUAAUGCGGAUGCUGACCUCAAGGACGAGGCCUUCAAUGAGAAGAUGGGUAUGGGGGCAGAGGUAGACCAAGUCGAAGUAGUCGAUGAGAAGAAAGCAGGCGGAAAUUCACGUGUUUAAAAUGGCCAAGUGUUCUACUUCACAAUGAAAGAACUCACCAAAAAGAAUUGGGGUGUACCUAGAUAGGUACCCAUAAUGCGAGAAUAAUAAACGCAACCGAUUUUUUUCUUCUA